UCCAGUCCUACCAGAACAAGGCUGUUCCCUCUGCUGCUCUGCUCUUCGUCUACAUGGACAGAGCCCACUCACUGCCUUUGAAGAAGAGUGGGAAGGAGCCAAAGGCUGGAGCUGAGCUUGUUCUGGGAGAGACAACAUAUAGAACCAAGGUAUGUGAUCGUACCAACUCCCCCCAAUGGGAAGAGGCUUUUUACUUCCUGGUUCGUGACCCCAGAGAGGAGAUUCUCAUAGUGAAGCUCUCCAGUGCUUGGGAUCAGGCGAUGGGUUCUCUGGUGGUACCAGUCAGAGAGCUGCUGUCAGAACCAGAUCUGGUCCUGGAUCAGUGGCUGAGACUGGAUGGAGCCUCACCUGACAGUCAGAUACUACUGAGGGCUGAGCUUAAGAUCCUGAACUCGAAGAUGACUGAGGGUGUUGGGGUACCACAAGGCUCUGUCUCAGGUCCACAAACUAUUAUGAGUGGGAGUUACAGUGAGGAGAAGGAACAAAUCACCAUUGAGCAGCCAGUUACUGCAAACAUUGGGGAGAAGCAACACAGUGAGCUGCCCUCUGAGGAAUCUGUUGCAGUCUCCAGCCAACCCUCUAUCUCUGAACCUGAGGAAGCAGAGGUUGUCUUUGAGGUCCCUAAAGAAGACCCCAGCCCUCCUGAGACACACCCCACACACACCACCCCUGACCCCAGCUUUGAUACUGAGAUAGAGGAGCCAGAGAAACUGAGGAACCUAUCACCAUCACCCAACUGUCAGUCACAAACAGACACUGAGGAGCUCCAACCCUGGCAGGGGCAAAUGGCAGGAUCUGUUACAGAGGACAUUGCCAGAGCUACAGUGUCUAGCCUUCCUUCUGUGUUUGUACAUGAGGAAGCUGAGGCCAUGCCUGAUGUCAUCCCUGAAACACGCCCUCCUCACACUACCCCUCACCCAAGUUUUGGAGCUGAGGGGGUGCUGAGAAUCCAUGUACUGGAGGCCCAGGAUCUGGUUGCCAUGGAUAAGCUGAUGGGGGCCUGAAGAAGGGCAAGAGUGACCCGUACGUCAAGAUCAACAUCGGAAUGGUCAAGUUUAAGAGUCAUGUGAUCAAGGAGAACCUCAACCCCACCUGGAAGAGAUG
Salvelinus sp. IW2-2015 is the source of this 1104-nucleotide messenger RNA. NCBI's taxonomy places the organism in Eukaryota, Metazoa, Chordata, Actinopteri, Salmoniformes, Salmonidae. The record is from RefSeq and is a predicted model, not a curated record.